AGUGGGUUAAAGUUAUAACAGUGUACACGAGGCCGCUCCUUCGUCACCCUGCGACUGAAAAUCUUUUCUUGACAUUUUCAGUUGCAGGUUAGACAUUUGUCACUGUCAUCAAAUCGAAAUUGGUUGUAAUUUUCGGCUGCACGGUGAAUGUGGACAAGAACUCCUUGAAUCUUUUACUUUUACCGUCAAUAUCCUGUAAAAAUGAACAUGAAUAGCAAGAAACGUAAACAAGCCACCCAGUUCCUCAUGGCCACGGGCGACAUUACCUUCGAAGAAGCACGCGAAAUCAUCCGCGAAUCGCCGAGCAUCAUCAGAAACGUUGCAAACGUUCCGGUUCCGGUUCGGAUUUCGCCGAUAAAUUACCCUUCCGCCGGCUGCACCGAGGAGCUCUUUGAGCGGAUUCAGACCUUCAUUCUGGACGCCGUGUUCCACCGGAAGGCCGCCUAUCUGCUGGAUCUGCUGCUGAUGGAGGGGCGGUACGUAAUGGUGCUGACACAGAACAUGGAAAGCGCUUGGUUUGUGCGCAGUCUGAUUCCGAAGAUGAAAAUCUCCGGGUUGCGCGUUAAGGUACCUACCAAGCACCAAAUCAACCAAUUCAUUGCCCUCAAAUUGCUCAACAGAUCGAUCAAGCAGGAAAAAUACUAAGAAACGCUUCUGACGGAUCUCCGAAAGGUUGGUUUAUUUUGUUAAAUUUUAUGUA
Molecule: messenger RNA, 700 nt
Organism: Culex quinquefasciatus (southern house mosquito)
Lineage: Eukaryota; Metazoa; Arthropoda; Insecta; Diptera; Culicidae
Exons: 2
Coding region: 202-645 (147 amino acids)
Source: RefSeq, a predicted model, not a curated record